Tarenaya hassleriana is the source of this 1805-nucleotide messenger RNA. RefSeq lists its product as uncharacterized. Gene Ontology annotation, molecular function: calmodulin binding. NCBI's taxonomy places the organism in Eukaryota, Viridiplantae, Streptophyta, Magnoliopsida, Brassicales, Cleomaceae. The record is from RefSeq and is a predicted model, not a curated record. The transcript has 3 exons. The coding region runs from base 318 to 1640 and encodes 440 amino acids.
AAAAUUAAUGGAAGCCUCUCUGGAAGUUUCUGCUUCUGCCCAACGUACAUUCCAUGACAGGAGAUUUUCUUCUCUUCCUUGGAAACAAUUUUCUCUUUGCUUUUUAUCCCUUUGAUUUUGCUUUCAAAGUAGAGCGAAUCUAAAUCGAUCUUUAUCCUUUUCUUCGAAUUGUUGGAUGACUCAUUAAUCAGAUAAAUAUUCUGCCCCCUUUUUCAGGCUUCAUUGAUCCCUCGUUCUUCACCUGUUAUCUCCCCUGAGAAAAAUUCGGUGAUAGAAUUUUCAGGAAUUGAUAAAAGCGCUUCUUCUGGCGGUUAGAAAUGGCGGAGGAGAAUGAUUUUGAUGCAAAAGAUACGAUGGCGUCUGGAGAAGGCUGCUCCAAAAUGAUACGUCCUCGUCAAACGCCUGAGGGUCAAGGAGUUAUACCAGAAAUUCAUGAAUUGACUGAACUUGACCCUGUGAAUUUGAGGCGGCAUUCGACUGGGGUGAUAGGUACGACGAAACCAGGCAAAGCAAAGGUUCAGUCUAGGUAUCUUAGAGAUCAUGUCAGUUCAACUCAUGAUAUCUGUAAACAUGGAAAGAGACGUGAAGACGAAGAUGGAGAAGAAGUGGCGGUGAAGCCAUGGAAAUCGGCGAGGAGAAAGAGUGUUGGAGGCGAAGAUACGGGAAAGAUUGAUGCUUCCUGUGUGAGAAGGAAGUCGUUGGGCGGUGUUUGUCCACAGAACUCGGGUUUCAGACCCAAAAAUCCCGAGACCUGCUCGCCCGUGGUUGUGGGAAAAUCGUCCAUUUCUUCGAAAUCAGACGCGUCUACUGACGCUGUGAGAUCAUCGGGUGAUGGUCGGACAGGGAAGAACAAGGAAACUGAGAAUACUCCGGGUGAUUCGGCUGUUGUAAGAAAGGUCGCUGAGAAAAAAACAAAGAUUACUGCCGAGAAGGUUUCGAAAGACGACAAAGCGGUUUCUUCUUUGAAGAAGAAUGUGAAAAAGGGUCAUAAGGAAGACGUACCGGAGAAGACACUGUACGUUGUUGAAUCCAGUGUUGAGAAGAGAUGCGGCAUUGAAGGGGAUGAUCAGGGCAAGAUCCAUCAAGCCUCAGGAAAGAAAAUCUCAAGAGCCACCACCACAGAGAAGAACACUGGGAAAGUUCCUAAAGAAGUAUCACCUUCCUCGGGGGAAGACGAAGGUUCAAAAAAGCCUAGGAAAUCGAAAUACCGGGUAAGGAGAAUGGCUUCCAGGGCAAUGACCAGCUUGCAUAAGAGAAAAGGAAGCGUUCCGGCCGAUGAAAAACCCGAAAACAUGAAGGAUAAGGCUAAGAAGAUGGGGAUAAAGAGAGGGAAGGCUGUUCUCGAACCCAAACCCGACGAGGAUUCCAAACCGAGGAGGAGAAAGGGCCAGAGAGAGAGACAAGAGGGCAACCCUGCAGGAUCAGGCAAAGCUGAGAAGGUGGUUUUGAGGCACAGAAGUGUGGAGGGGAAGAAGAAACUGGAGACAUUGUUCAACAAUGUGAUAGAGGAGACAGCAAGUAAGCUGGUGGAGGUGAGGAAGAGCAAAGUCAAAGCCCUUGUCGGUGCUUUUGAGUCCGUCAUCUCUCUUCAGCACGACAACAGCAAGCCAUCUCACAAACUCCUGAAGAACAAGGCUUGAAAAGGGUUUAUUUCCCUCAACUUCUUCUGUGCAUUAUGAUGAUCCAUAACUUUUUUUUAGGUUUAAAAAAAAUAAAAAUAGAAAUCACCCUUAAUGAACAAAAGGGAUCUGAUUUGGAUUAUAGACCCUAAAAUAUUUUGAGUGGACGUGAGGACAUGGGUUUAU